This is a messenger RNA of Racocetra persica, 188 nucleotides long. Lineage: Eukaryota; Fungi; Glomeromycota; Glomeromycetes; Diversisporales; Gigasporaceae. The record is from the annotation of a GenBank genome assembly.
UUUUACAACAAUGCCAAUCUUUUGUAUCGUAUUUUCAUGCAUCUCAUCGAUCUGGAGCAAUUUUGCGUAAUGAAAUAACUCGUUUUAUGAUUAACAAAAGUGGAUUAAAAAGCUCUGUUUGUUCACGCUGGUCAUCUGCAUAUGAUUGUGUACAAUCAGUUCUUAAUGUAGAAAUUUGUAUUAAACAG